Messenger RNA from Ictalurus furcatus (blue catfish), 1176 nucleotides. RefSeq names its product lecithin retinol acyltransferase-like. Lineage: Eukaryota; Metazoa; Chordata; Actinopteri; Siluriformes; Ictaluridae. Gene Ontology annotation, biological process: retinol metabolic process. The coding region runs from base 469 to 1176 and encodes 235 amino acids. Gene Ontology annotation, molecular function: phosphatidylcholine-retinol O-acyltransferase activity. The transcript has 3 exons. The record is from RefSeq and is a predicted model, not a curated record.
CCCCCGUUACGGAUUGCUUUGAUUCGUCUGGAUUUUGAGGCCAACAUGUCUGGAAAUGAUUACUACUUUUUCCCCCUACGUGCACACACAUACACACAUGAGCACACACGCGCGCACACACACACACACACACGCACACACGCACGCGCACACACACACACACACACACACUUGCGUGCGCACACACACUCAGAUGGCUCUUUGGGGGUUUGUUUUUGUUUGAAAGUUUAAACCACCGCUGUGUUCAGGACAUGAGAUUGGCUAGCUGUGAUUUUUUUCUUCUGAAGAGUAGGAGGUGUUAUCGGAGUGUAUUCGGUUUCCAUUAGCAGAUUUCUGAGGAUGCUGAAGCAGACGACUUCCUGUAGCAGACACUGAGCUCUGCUCCUGCACCAGAGAUUCUGACGUCACUGCGAGGAGACCCGCAGAGCGCGCGCUACUUCCUCUUUGGAGAGGAGCGGAGACUCGGGCAUGAUGUUGGACUCGCUGCUGCUGCUGUUGCAGAAAAUGUUCUUGUUUGCGCACCGGGACUUUUUCAGCGUCGUGGCAUCGAGAGCCGACAAGCCGAGGCGCGCGGAGAGGACGGAGCGCGCGGGAGCGGAAGUCACAGCGCAGCUCGAGCGCGGAGAUCUGCUCGAGGUUCCCCGCACGCUGUUCGUGCACUUCGGGAUCUACUUGGGCGACGGGAAGGUGGCGCACCUCAUCCCCGACAUCCUUCCGCUUCUCACGCGCGAUGAGCUCCGCGUCCGCGCCGUAGUGAGCAACAAGCGGCUACUGCUGGGAGUGCUGUGCCGCAGAGCCGCCGUGCGCGUCGACACGCUCGAGGACUUCGUGUACGGGGCGCGCGUGCUGCUCAUCAACGCCAUGGACGGUGUGCUCGGUGUGCAGCCCGCGCCUAACGAGGAGGUCGCGCGCACGGCGGAAAAACUGAUCGGCGCUGUUCGCUACAGCCUCCUGUGGAACAACUGUGAGCACUUCGUCACGUUCUGCCGAUACGGUACCGGGAUCAGCCUGCAGACCGACAAGUUUUGUGAGUGCCUGAAAUCUGUUCUCCGGGAUCAGAGGAGUGUCCUGGUCACUUCAGUCACUGGGAUAUUUCUCAUAUUGUUCCUGGGAUUAUCCGCAUGCACAGCACUUCCUGUCCUUCUCGUCUCCUUCAUCCUCUGGAUGGUCGGAUAA